CACAGGUCUGGCGGUCAACAGAUCUACAUUUAUGAUCGUAAUUUUCGGUUCAGCUCAGUUUUAUCGUUUUGAUUGGCCUGAUUCUUUUGUGCAAGCAGUUGGUUUCUAAAUAGGGAUCACGGAAAAAUCACAUCUUCGGAGAUAGUAUGUUAGGGAGGAAGGAUUUACAGUUCAACUUUUUUGAUACCUAAUUCAUAAAUUUAAGUUACCUAAUUAUCGUAAGUAAGCAUGACGUGCGGUAACUAAUCUCAGGUAUUUCGGCGUUUUAUUUAUUAUGUGUAUGUGCGGAAGAAUUUUUUAUCGGAACCAUCACUCAUCAGCUCAUUUUUGUCUAAUCACCCUGGAAUGAUGAGCUGAAAUCUCAUAUUGGGCGGGAAUCCCCUCGGACCUCCCGCGGAUCGACGGUCGAGAUCGGCGACUCCGGCAACAGCGCUCGGAGGUGGGAGGAACCUGCCGUUAGCGAAGUGGAGGAAUUCGCAAUCAGAAUCAGGAGCUGAUCAGAAUACCUGAAGCCGGGCCGAGAGGCGGCGGAGGUGGCCGAAGACGGAAGCUCACCUUGACGCACGGCUCAAAGCCAUCCGCCUGCCAGCCAUGCCGCGAGUGUCCGCGCUUCUUCUACUCCUCGUCGCCACCGUCGCGGCCCAGUACACCGAGCCUAAGGAAGAAGGUCAGCAGUGUUUAGCACCAACAACAGAGAAUCCAGCAUGGUUCUGCAAAGUUUUAAACAAUUGUCCUGCGGCGCUGACGUUGGUCAAGCAGAGGAAAACCCCUCCUGUCCACCGCAGAUGUGGCUUCAAGGGGUCUGCUCCGGUGGUUUGCUGUCCACCAUACGAAAUAGCAGACUGGAACAGUGUUACACCCCUGAAUGCUCAGGCCACCUCUACAAGACGACCGGCCGUUACACCUGUACCAACUGUUGGAGAGUAUUCCACAGCUGUUGCUAAAUGCGAGGAGUACAAAAAGCUGAUUUGGAAAGAAGACUCCAUCAUCACUUUACAAAGUGGUCCUUCAGGAACUGCAAACAAGACAAAGCAUUGUGACAAUGUUGAGCAGUUAAUAACGGGAGGCAGUGAUGCGUCACCUCGAGAGUUCCCCCACAUGGCGUUGAUUGGCUUUGGAUCUCCGCCUAAAUACCAGUGUGGAGGUUCACUCAUCAGCGAUAGAUUUGUCCUCUCAGCUGCACAUUGUGAGAGGCAUCCAAGAUUUGGAGGAAUCCAAAGUAUCCUGCUGGGGGAGCUAGAUUUCAGUACAGAAUCAGAUGACGCUACGCCACAGACGUAUGGGGUCUCUCGCGUAAUUGUUCAUCCUCAGUAUAGGUCUGAAUCUACUUACAAUGACAUUAUGCUAGUGGAACUAGACAGAAAAGUAGAGUUUUCAUUGUACAUACGUCCCUUGUGCCUCCAAACUAAGAAGACCAUACCUGGGACCAAAGGCAUUGCGUCUGGCUGGGGUCGACUUGAGGCUGGUAUCUUUUUGGUGGAAUCAGUGGGCCCAUCGAGUCCGAUGCUGCAGAAAAUUCAACUUCCAUUCGUUAGUCACAAAAAGUGUAAUGACUCAUUUAAGGGCAACGCUGGAACAGCUCAGCUUAUGAAUGGUAUAGAUGACAGGAUACAAUUGUGUGCUGGUGCAGAAAAGGGCAAGGACUCGUGCCAAGGUGAUUCAGGAGGUCCUCUCCAGAUCUCGUUAGGCGACUGUAUGUACAGCCAGGUUGGAGUAGUCUCUUUUGGACGAAUAUGUGGAACUGCUGGAUCUCCAGGCGUCUACACUCGUGUCUCAGCUUAUAUUCCAUGGAUUGAAAAAAUUGUCUGGCAAUCGUAAUUGGAUAUUUUAACUGUCUUCCUUGUGGUAAAUUUCAUGGAUAAGUUUUUGUUUGUUUUUAAAUCCUCCUUUUCCUCUCUCUCUCAAAGUUGAUAUUUUGAUCCAACAAAUUCAAUUACUUUUAUGAGUCUGUGUGAAGAAGUAGCUAGCAAUCAAGUCAUGCAGAAGGUCAGAAUCAUGAAAAUGUUGAUAUGUUUUAAGGCUGAAAAAUAACUGUCUCGAUGGACAAACAUUAAAUACUGAUGAUACUUACGAAAGGAUCAAGAACACAUAGGUACUAAAUUGCUAAUCAAGGCAUAAAAAUUCAGAAGCUGAAAAGGCCAGGUGCAUCGAAGUCCCAACAAUCCCGUUUUCAACCUAAGAAAAUCAAAAUAAAUAUAUAAAUGAACAAAUGCUAAAGCCUAUGGAUCACAAUUCGAGGUUUACCUGGGUACCCAUCUUUAUUGUGUGUGUUUGUUUUUUUUAUUUAUUAUUUUUUUUUUUUAUCCUGUCUCAUCUCUAGCUAUUGCAUUGUUUUCACUGUCUCUGUAUGGAAAAGUAUCACGCUCAUGCAAGACAAAGGAAUAGCGCUUAACUUGUCAUCAGCUGUCACUGCUCAAAUUUUUUUCAAGCUUUCUCAGAGCACGAAGAGUGUAGAAUCUUAAUGUUGUUGCAUAAUUGCUGUUUGUUUUUAGCAAACAAAGUGUAAGACCAUGAAUCAGGAGCCUUUAGAGCUUAGUGUCCAAAUUUUGUAUUAUUUUUACAUCACUGAUUCCUUCAGAAAAAUUCAAGCCUCAGAAGGUUCAUCAGCCUCAAAAGCUUGUAUGCAGUAUGUUGAGAUUCCUCAGUCAAAAAUCCUUUAACUUGCAAUAAAACCAUUGUUAAAAAUACUCUCUGUGCCAGAGUUUUGAAGUCAAGGCACUUCAAACCAGAAUAAACCUAAGAAAAACCGUUUUCCAACGACCAUUCGAUUUUCUCAUUUCUUUUAAUAUGCAAGAAAACUUUAAAGCAACCUCUAAGAGUGUAUAAAAGCCUGAGCGCAAUUAGUUUAUGCUUUAGAAAAGUUCAUUAUUUACAAUCAGACUUUCUCAAAGUUUUUUUCUGAUCUCUCCCAGACUCAAAUGCAGUGCAUUAAAAAUUAGGAAAUAUUUUUUCAAAGAAUGUCACGUAGAAAACUUUUUUGUCUUAUUCUCUCUCCCCUAAAUUUCAUUGCGUUGGACCAUUAGCUAUUUAUGUUUCCAUCUAUGGAGUAAUUUGGUCCUGUAAAAUAACGAAAAAGACCUUCAUUUUAACUUAAGUGUCAGUAUUGUUUUGAAUUUGGGAGAAUGACCAAAAUAGAUAGGCCCAUCGGUUUGUUGUGUAAAGUUGAUCGAACAAGUUGCUACAGUGUUUACAAAGUGUUUGUAACGAACAUUGCAUAUGAGCAUCAACUUAGCAGAAGUUGAAACUUGAAAGGACAGUUUUUCAAAAAUUUUGAAUUAUUCCUCCUCUCAGUUGCCUUUAAUUUUAGAUGAAUUAUUUGCAUAUAAUAUCUUGAAAGUCUCAGAAACAAAAAAUGUAGGUAAGCUUGAACGAAAAUUUGUCAUUAUUGUCACAUUGAGUUUUAGGCAAAAUAUUAUUUUCCUCCUUGGAAACAGCUGUUUAGAACGGAGACUAGAACCUUAGUCUUUAACUCAGAUUUUUCCUGGCAUUAAGUAAUAUGUAGUUUUCAAGUAAAAUAAAUUAGUGUGCCAACUCUGUAGAUGACCCGCACAAUUACUGCAAUAUCUGUAGCAGGAAGUGGCACAUUUGCUAAGCUGAAAAAUUCCAAAGUUCAUAAUUUCCUGCUUUCAUGAUGCUUGGUGAAAACUCAAAGACUUUCAUGAAAUUCUACGCUACCUGCCUUGUUGAUAUUGUUACCAAAUUGUUCAUACACAGCAGAUGCAAAUGUCUGCAUUUUGUGAUGAUUUUUUCUUUAAAUAAACUGUUUUAUUUGGUUUCUUAA
Molecule: messenger RNA, 3781 nt
Organism: Bemisia tabaci
Lineage: Eukaryota; Metazoa; Arthropoda; Insecta; Hemiptera; Aleyrodidae
Source: RefSeq, a predicted model, not a curated record